AUGAGUGAACCUAAAGAACUGCUAAAGUCUACUUUUGAAGUAGUAAACUCCAGAAAAAUUAGAACACGGAGACGAUUUCCAAGACAGUACAAGGAACCAGUAGUUUACAGAGUGUCCAACCGGGAGAAGUGCCACUAUGAUCGGAACAAAGAGUUGAAGGCCUUUGACGAAACAAAAACUGGUGUCAAAGGAAUAGUUGAUUUGGGAAUUGAAAAGAUUCCUCAAAUGCUUGUCCGGACACAAGAUGAGUUCACCGAGGACUUGGCAUAUACAGAUGCUACAAGGGAUCAGUUUCAGACUCCGGUUAUUGACCUCCAGGGAAUUGAUUAUCGACGUAGCGAGAUUAUCGAUGAAAUUAGACGUGCAUCGAUGACUUGGGGAUUCUUUCAACUGGUGAAUCAUGAAAUCCCUGUAAGUGUGACCAAUGAAAUGAUCGAAGGCAUACGUAGAUUUCAUGAAGGAGAUAUAGAGGUGAAGAAACGGUUAUACGUGAAAGAAAUGAUGAGCCAAAAAGUACAAUAUUACAGUAACUAUGAUCUUAAUGAAUCAAGAUCUGCUAAUUGGAGGGAUACGUUUCGAUGUCGUUUGUUAAAUCCAGAUCCUAUAGAUCCUCAACUUUUGCCUGAAACUUGCCGGGAUAUAAUUGUUGAGUACUGGAAGCAUAUUAUGAGCCUAGGAGAUAUUCUUGCUGAGUUAUUCUCAGAGGCUUUAGGACUACACAAAGACCACCUUAAAUGCAUGGACUGUACUCAAUACUUGGGUCACUACUAUCCACCAUGCCCUGAGCCUGAACUGACCAUGGGCUCAACAAAGCAUGCGGACCAAAGUUUCUUCACAAUUCUUCUCCAAGAUCAGGUUGCUGGACUACAAUUUCUACACCAAAUCACUGGGUUACUGUCAAACCCAUCACUGGAGCCUUAACUGUAAACAUUGGCGAUCUUAUUCAGCUUAUAAGCAAUGACAAGUUUAAAAGCUCUGAGCAUAGGGUAGUCGCAAGCCAUGUCGGGCCAAGAAUUUCAGUAGGGUGUUUUUAUAGAGCAAGUUUGGACAAACCAACAUUGCUUUACCCAAUAAGAGAGCUAACAUCUGAAACUAAUCCCCCUGUAUACCAAAAUAUCACAUUUAAAGAGUAUAUCGAUUAUGCCCAUUCUAGAGGGCUCGAUGGCGUUUCCUCCCUAAACUACUUUAAGCUGUGAUGAGUCUCGGUUGAUAGCAAUGUGGUGUGUGUUAUUCUUGUAACUUGGCUCAUGUAAUGGGAGACUCAGAUUUCAAUCGCCAUCAAAUAUCCUAAACAUGUUCAUUUUCCUGUGCAGUUUGAAUCUUUCUUUAACAUUUCUUAGUCUAUCUGUCUCCAACCUGCUUUACUGCUUUAGACCCAUUUUUCAGAAAGACUAGAAAGACUAGCAAAUGAUUAAUAUUAAUUUUCAGGAAAACCAGUUCAUUUUCCUGUGCAGUAAAACUCCCACUGGGAAAAUGCUUUAUACAACCAAAUCUGUAGAACCCAUAACUUUCAAAUGGUUCAGUAUUCCUAAAUCUAGAGUUUAGAUGAGUAUCGUGCAGUGGGAUGAGGGAAACCAAGUAAAGCAUCGCUUUUGCCUCCUCGAGGUACAACACGUGGCAGGGAAUAUAUUUAAUAAGACAAAAGAAAUUAAGGGGAGCCCAUAAAGGUUCGUUAAUACUUACGCUUGAAUAAGAGGAGACG
Papaver somniferum (opium poppy) is the source of this 1702-nucleotide messenger RNA. RefSeq names its product 1-aminocyclopropane-1-carboxylate oxidase homolog 1-like. Bases 1 to 921 code for a protein of 306 amino acids. The transcript is spliced from 4 exons. NCBI's taxonomy places the organism in Eukaryota, Viridiplantae, Streptophyta, Magnoliopsida, Ranunculales, Papaveraceae. The record is from RefSeq and is a predicted model, not a curated record.